AUGGAGAGUUUUGAAUUUAUAUUUAUCUUGCAUCUGAUGAUCAAAGUAUUGGGAUUAACUAAUGACUUGUCAAAUGCCUUGCAGCAGAAAGAUCAAAACAUUGUUAAUGCAAUGGGGUUGAUUGUAACUGUGAAAGAACUUAUACAAGAUUUGAGAGAAAAUGGAUGGGGUAAAUUUUUAGAAGAAGUUAAGAGCUUCUGUGUUGCAAUGUCAGUUUCAGUGCCGAAUAUGGAAGAUAGUACUAGUUCGAGGUCGUUCGAGACGUGGAGGGCAAUUGAUUCCAUUUCCACGACUCGCUCCCAAUGUUACACAAUGAUUGAUGAUAUAGAUGUAGACGAAGAGGUUGUUGAUGUUAAUAACGAUGGAAGUGGACCAAGCUAUCAAAUGUUAUUUGAUUGA
This is a messenger RNA of Dioscorea cayenensis subsp. rotundata (Guinea yam), 399 nucleotides long. RefSeq lists its product as uncharacterized. NCBI's taxonomy places the organism in Eukaryota, Viridiplantae, Streptophyta, Magnoliopsida, Dioscoreales, Dioscoreaceae. The transcript has 3 exons. The coding region runs from base 1 to 399 and encodes 132 amino acids. The record is from RefSeq and is a predicted model, not a curated record.